Messenger RNA from Brassica napus (rape), 780 nucleotides. Its product is annotated as glutathione S-transferase T3-like. The transcript has 2 exons. The coding region runs from base 1 to 780 and encodes 259 amino acids. The record is from RefSeq and is a predicted model, not a curated record. NCBI's taxonomy places the organism in Eukaryota, Viridiplantae, Streptophyta, Magnoliopsida, Brassicales, Brassicaceae.
AUGGAUUCCAAUCCAUCUACUGGAACCUCAAAGUUUGUUGAUCUACUUAAUAGUCAACAAACUGUUUUCUUUGGUAACAAUGAAGAUAGUGUUGAACUAUCUUCAUCGCAAGUUCUUUUCCUAGGCAGUAAACGUAACGAAGCCUCAAGUCAUGCAGCGGAAAAAGAACGACAGAAAUGGACACCACAAGAUGAUAUUGUCCUCAUCAGCUCGUGGUUAAACACGAGCAAAGAUGUUGUGGUUGGCAACGACCAAAAAGCAGGGAGGUUUUGGGCUAGAGUUUCUGCCUACUUUGAGUUCUCUGGAGCGUAUGAUGCUGCUACUAGGGAGAAAAGUAGUGGGCAAAAUGAGAAUGAUGUUGUCAAAUUAACUCAUCAAAUAUUCUACAACAAUCAUCAGAAGAGAUUCACUCUAGAACACGCAUGGAAGGAGCUAAGAAACGACCAGAAGUGGUGUGACCUUACUUCUGCUAAAAACGAUGGGAGUUCAAAGAAGAGGAAGUGUGAGGAUCCUGCAGAUUCAUCAACCUAUGAAGCCACUGAUAGCAAGCGUCCCCCGGGUGUUAAGGCCGCAAAGGCGACUGGUAAGAACAAAGAAGUACAGCAGCAUACUAUGAAUGAGUUUCAGAAUAUGUGGACAAUCAGAGAGAAGGAUAUGGCAGUGAAAGAACGUAUGGCUAAGAUGAGUCUGCUUGAGGGUCUCAUUGGGAGAACAGAGGGUCUAGAUGAGGAGGAAAAACUUCUCAAGAAGAAGCUCAUCACUGACGUUAUGUCUAGUUAG